Candidozyma haemuli is the source of this 4221-nucleotide messenger RNA. It is a transcript of the gene BGL22, whose product is annotated as Bgl22p. The transcript is spliced from 3 exons. The record is from RefSeq and is a predicted model, not a curated record. Gene Ontology annotation, biological process: glucan catabolic process. The coding region runs from base 1 to 4221 and encodes 1406 amino acids. NCBI's taxonomy places the organism in Eukaryota, Fungi, Ascomycota, Pichiomycetes, Serinales, Metschnikowiaceae. Gene Ontology annotation, molecular function: beta-glucosidase activity.
AUGUUUUACCCAUUCACGUACAUUUUGGGUUUGAUAUACUUUAUAUCUCUCGUGUUUGGUGACCCUGUCGAACAGAAGCCCAUAAGCAUCAAGUCAACUUUCAAAGAUGUUGAUAAUGGGUUACUGAAGCGUGCUUACCAUCACGAGAGGCCUCUCAUCUACUAUGGCGAUGACCAUCCUCUGGAGUACUACUGGACCAAACCUUAUUAUCCAAGCCCUCUAGGAGGCAGAAUCGAGAACCACUGGCAGAAAGCUUUUGACAAGGCUCGAAAGCUAGUGGACCGCAUGUCCAUCACUGAGAAGGUCAAUUUGACCACAGGUUCAGGUUGGGGAUCAGGGCCUUGUGUGGGAAACACUGGCUCGGUUCCUCGUCUUGGAAUUCCUGGUUUAUGUCUUCAGGACGGGCCCAACGGGGUUCGGUUUACUGACUUCGUUACUCACUUUCCUUCUGGGUUAGCAGCGGCAAGUACCUUUAACAAACACCUCGUCUACAAACGGGCCAGGGCGAUUGGCCGAGAGCACAAGGCGAAGGGCGUUCACGUUGCUCUUGGUCCUUCAAUUGGUCCUAUUGGUCUCAAGGCCAAAGGAGGAAGGAACUGGGAGAGCUUUGGCGCUGAUCCAUACUUACAAGGUAUCAUGGGAGCUGCAACUGUUAAAGGUAUUCAAGAAGAAGGCGUUGUUGCUGUUGCAAAACACUUGGUAGGUAACGAACAAGAGCACUUCAGGCAAGUGGGAGAGUGGGACCAUGAAGAUUACGAGAGACUCGACCUGUCGAUCAGUUCUAAUAUCGGGGAUAGAGCUAUGCACGAGGUAUACUUAUGGCCGUUUGCUGACGUGGUGAAGGCUGGCGUAGGUGGCGUUAUGUGUGGCUAUAAUAUGGUCAAUAACACCUACGCUUGUGAGAAUUCUUACCUUCUUAACUACUUACUCAAGGAAGAGCUUGCUUUUCAAGGGUUUGUCGUCUCGGAUUGGGGAGCUCAGCACUCAGGUGUUACGUCUGCCCUCUCUGGUCUUGAUAUGACCAUGCCUGGUGAAGUGUUCGAUGACUGGCUUGGAGGUAAAGCAUAUUGGGGACCUCUACUUACUAGAGCAGUCUACAAUCAGACAGUACCACAAGAGAGACUCAACGAUAUGGCCAUCCGAAUUCUUGCGCCGUUCUUCUCUUCCAAGUCGCUCUCGCUUCCUUCAGAGGAAGAAGUUCCCAACUUCAGUUCUUGGACUCACCACACUUAUGGUCAACAAUUUCCUUACCAACACUAUGGAGCGAUUGUUCAACAAAAUUGGCACGUAGAUGCUAGAUCUACUAUGAAUGAUGAAAUUGCUCUUGAGGUUGCCAGGGAAGCUGUGGUACUUCUCAAGAAUAAAAAUCGGCACCUUCCGAUCAAUAAAGACGACGGUGUGCGCAGAAUCUUGGUUGCUGGUAUCGCUGGAGGCGUUGAUCCUAAUGGAUUUAAUUGCAGAGAUCAGAAGUGUACUGAUGGUACUCUCAUAUCUGGCUGGGGAUCUGCUGCCGUGAACAAUCCAUGGGUAAUCACAGCUCAGGAAGCGAUUUCAAGAAAGGCUCGUGAAAGAGGUAUUGUUGUUGAUGUUUCUGAAGAUAAUUGGGAUCUUGACAGAACAGAAGAACUCGCAGAUUUUGCAGAUAUGACUAUUGUCGUAGUCAAUUCUGUUUCUGGUGAAGGAUAUAUUGAGGUCGAUUGCAAUUAUGGAGAUAGAAAUAACGUUACGCUUUGGCACAACGGUGACGAAUUAAUCCAAAGGGUUACCGAGCAUUGCCGAAGAGUCGUCGUGGUUGUCAAUUCUGUUGGUCCCGUGAACAUGGAGAAGUGGAUUGAAAACGAUCAUGUUGUUGGCGUGCUCUUUGUCCCUCCAUCUGGCCAAUUCGUUGGAGCAGCUAUUGCUGAAGUCCUCUUUGGAGAAGUCAACCCUUCAGGCAAAUUGCCAUUUACUAUUGCAAGGAAGAAUCUGCAUUAUGUGGAUAUCAGAGACAGCUUAGGAGAUUGUGUUGACCCCCAAGAUAAUUUCGAAAGGGGCAUAUAUCUUGACUAUCGGUUCUUCGAGAAGCAUACCAUAAGGCCUCGUUUUGAAUUCGGUUACGGUUUAUCAUACACCAAGUUUCUGGUUUGCGAUCUUGACAUAUGUGAGAUCAAUCCUCCGUCCGAAUACCUUCCAUGCCCCGCUGACUACAUGCCUCUAUUCAACACCAUCCAGGAUGAUGUCUGUGAUCCAGAAGAUGCACUUUUCCCGCAUGACGAAAUGGAUCCAGUACCAGGCGUCAUCUACCCAUACUUGUACAGCGAAGAUGUGAGAUCCCUCGACGAUGAUGACUGUUAUGACUACCCUAAAGGCUACACUCCUGAUCAAAAUUGUGAAGCGCCCUUGGCUGGAGGACAACCGGGAGGAAACGCCGCAUUGUGGGAUGUCCUCUACAAGGUUUCUGCCAAAGUCACCAAUGAAGGAUCAAUGGCAGGUAAUUACGCUGCCCAGCUCUAUAUCGAGUUCCCCAGUACCAUCGUGGCGUCUCCACCAAAGGUUCUUCGCGGAAUCGACAAGGUGUACUUAGAGCCACAAGAGUGUGGGGAUGUGGAGUUUGAAGUCAAGCACCGUGAUUUGAGUAUUUGGGAUGCCGAUUCUCAGCAAUGGAUCAUCCAAACUGGAACGUACAAGUCGUUAUCUAGGAAGUACGAUGAGUACGUGAGAAACAGAUCUCCACCGCCAUUGAGACAAACAGACGCGGAUAAGACGUUCAGAACACGGAAACUAGAUUCUCCAAUUAAACUUCUAAGAGAGCCAACGUCAUAUGGGAAAAGACUACCUCGAUUGUACCGUGGACUCUCGCCGCCGAAGCGGUCUUGGGAGAAACCAGAAUACCAUGGAGUGACGAAAAAUAGGACUUGGACAGACAAGAAGCAUAAGGUGUCAAGUGGGAGCCUGCAAAAUAGGGAAGGCGUGUUUCUGAAGCUACGAUCAUUUCUAUCGAAGAUGAGCUCGUCAGAAGAUCCAGAUUAUAAGCAGCUAAGUGAAUCAGCUGGUCUAAUACCAUCCCCAGAGAAGAAGAUUGAAGCUUCGAGUAACCGCCCUUCUUUUGAACAGAAUUUGUUCCAUCGCAGAUAUCCAAGUUGGGAUAAAGGUAACGAGAUAGAUGAAGUCGAUGAAGAGGUCAAGAGAGCCAAAGCUCGUGAAGAAGUCAAGCAGCUAAAAGAUAGAAUUCAGGAGUUGGAGCGCUUGCUUGUCGAGAAAGAACAGAACGCGUCUGAGACACAUGCGGAGCUUGAACGAAAGCUAUACAUUGCAUCGCAAGAUAACGAAGCAACAGUUCAUAGCUUGAGGCAAGAGAUUAAGGAUCUCGAGUUCCGUGCGAGUCGGAGAUACAAAGAACUCGGGAGGCAGAAGCUCAAUGAGCUCAGAGAUGAGGUGCUACGUGAAAACGAGUCAUUCCUAAUGCAACAAAAUGCUCGUGAUCAGAAUUUGAGAAGAAGAGAGGAGCACAUUGAAGAGCGUGCUUUAGAGCUCGAGAAGCAAAGGAUAGAUUUGGAGAAACGUGAAAUAGACGUCAAACUGAAAGAGGAGUAUCUCAAGGUUGCUGAAGCACGUCUUAAAGCCAGACAAAAAGAAGCAGCGGCUGAAAAGACAGAAAGCCCUCUUGAAGCUAUCGAAAAGAAACUAAAAGAGAACGAGGCUGAUAUCAAGAAGUUCCGUGAAAUUGUCAACGCCGUCAUUGAGGAUACGAAGGGUUACAGAGAUUACAAUCUCCAGCUUCGGUUACACAAUCUUCUUCCCGAGCCAGGCUCUUUAAAGGAGAAGCCUGGUCUUGGAAAAUGGGACGCCCUAUUCGAAGACUACAACGAUUAUUUCAAAGCCUUCCAUAAUGAAGUUGACGAACAGAAGAAGGCAGAGAACUACAACCCAGCCUCGCUCCAAAAGAUCGAAUCAAACUUUCAGCAACUACAAAAAGAGUUCAAGGAGAAGAUGGACAAGCGUGGGUACAAAAUUUCACAGCUAGAUUCGCAGAUCAAACGCAGUUGGGUGAAGCGGUACGACUUUGACAUCGUGAAAGCAGAAAGAAUCUCACAAUAUCUCAAAACACGAACAAGUCUUUGCCACAAACAAAAGAACAACGGCCAAAUUCUUCAAAAACUUUCGUCACUCGACGAGUCUCUUAAAUCUAUUCAGGUUGCUUUGACGUUCGAAAGUAACGUCUCAUAUCCACCUCACGCCUAG